This is a messenger RNA of Anopheles nili, 1226 nucleotides long. Its product is annotated as cystinosin homolog. NCBI's taxonomy places the organism in Eukaryota, Metazoa, Arthropoda, Insecta, Diptera, Culicidae. The transcript is spliced from 4 exons. Gene Ontology annotation, molecular function: L-cystine transmembrane transporter activity. Gene Ontology annotation, biological process: L-cystine transport. Bases 1 to 1206 code for a protein of 401 amino acids. Gene Ontology annotation, cellular component: lysosomal membrane. The record is from RefSeq and is a predicted model, not a curated record.
AUGGGUGUCUUCUUUCCAGCCACAUGCAUUACGGGAUUGCUUUUCAUAGCGUCAACGUGGGCGCAGAACAACACCUCGCUGUUGCGAUUGCAGCUAGGACCUCAGGAUGUGACGAUCAUUGUUGGGGAAACGAGAAAUGUAACGCUCCGCCUGCACGGACCCCUAGCGGACCGGGUGACCGUCAACUUCACGCAAACCAACGUGACCGAUGGUAACGAGUACGUGCAAGUAGUUCCGGCUUCGAUCGAUUUCGAACCACCCUCGACGGACUUUAUCGAUCGUUCCGAGCGCGUGUCGUUACGUGGCCUGCGCGCCGGCAUAUUUGAUCUGCUGGCCCACCUCUGGCCAACCGGAGAGCUGACCGACCAAAGUCAAGCGUUCGUCCGUGUGACGGUAGCAAAAUCAUGGAACCUCAUUGGCGCAUCGUCCUUGAUUGGCUGGGCAUACUUUUUGGCCUGGACGUGGUCUUUCUGGCCACAGAUUUGGGAAAACCGAGCACGAGCCAGCGUGGUCGGGCUAUCGUUCGAUUACCUUGCGCUUAACCUGCUAGGACACAUGAUGUACGCCGCGUUCAAUUGCGCCCUUUUCUGGAACGGCUCCGUACAGGAGGACUACCUGCGCCGUAAUCCUAGAGGGCUUAUUCCGGUGCUCGCCAACGACGUGGCGUUUUCGCUGCAUGCCGUUUUUGCCACCGGGCUCAUUAUCGUGCAGUGUUUCAUCUACGAGCGCGGCCAGCAGAAGGUGUCGUACACGGCGCGUGCCCUUAUGGUGGUGUUUGGGCUGGUUGUGCUGAUAUCUGGCGUACUGGUUGCGACCGGUACGUACCACUGGUUAGAUUUCUUUUACAAUCUUAGCUACAUAAAGUUGGCCAUCACGCUGGUGAAGUAUAUACCACAGGCAGUGCUUAACUACCGGCGUAAGAGCACUGUCGGUUGGAGUAUCGGGAAUGUCCUGCUUGACUUUACCGGAGGAUCGUUCAGCAUGAUCCAGAUGCUGGUCAAUGGGUAUAACUACGAUGACUGGGAUUCUAUUUUCGGGGACCGUGCCAAGUUUGGGCUCGGUCUAUUCUCCGUUUUAUUUGAUGUGCUCUUCAUUAUUCAGCACUACGGCUUGUACAGAAACUCCAAUUAUAUUGAACUGCGAGGUGAAAACUUUCCCGGCCCCGGGAGUGUGACGACUGCCCCCAGGCAGGAUGUAACCACUUAGACGAGAGUCUGAUGCCGAUA